This is a messenger RNA of Gossypium raimondii (Peruvian cotton), 2311 nucleotides long. Its product is annotated as phosphatidylserine decarboxylase proenzyme 2. Gene Ontology annotation, molecular function: phosphatidylserine decarboxylase activity; calcium ion binding. Gene Ontology annotation, biological process: phospholipid biosynthetic process. NCBI's taxonomy places the organism in Eukaryota, Viridiplantae, Streptophyta, Magnoliopsida, Malvales, Malvaceae. The record is from RefSeq and is a predicted model, not a curated record. The transcript has 21 exons. The coding region runs from base 167 to 2116 and encodes 649 amino acids.
AAACGACACCAUGAAUAUCCUCUCCUUCUGACUUAAUUUGUCCACUUUAUGUGGACACUGGAUAUUCGACUUUUCUCUUCAAAUUCCCAUUAAACCCCCCAAAGAGAAAAAAAAAAGCUAUACGUCCGAGGAAACGAAACGAAAGAGCUGUUAGAGUUGAGAGAGUAUGGGGCACGGGAGCUCAAAGGAGGACGGCUCUUCUUCUUCUUCGGAUGAGGAUGCUAAACCCUCGCGCAUCUCUCGGGUGAAGCAGAGAUUGCGUCGUCACCGCCUUCGUCGCCGUCGUGGAAGCGAUUCUUCUCAUAAAAAACUCUUUGCCGCCGAGGAUUUCGCUGGCAUUGCUCACCUUACUCUCAUUAACGCGGAGAUGAAGUUUAAGGACAAAUGGCUGGCAUGUGUUUCGUUUGGGGAGCAAACGUUUCGAACAAAUGUUUCUAAUGAAACAGACAAGCCUGUUUGGAACUGUGAGAGGAAACUUCUUUUGGAAAAAACUGGACCUCGUGUUGCCAGAAUCUCAGUAUUUGAGACGAACAGAUUAUCAAAAAAUAACCUCAUAGGGUACUGUGAGAUCAAUCUACUUGACUAUCUGACACAGGAUUCAGAUUCUGACUUUGGUACAUUCGACCUGAUUGAUCCUGGAUCAUCUGACAAGGUUGUUGGUUGUGUCUGUAUUUCCUGUAAUGUUGAGGACCCAAUUGAAACGGAGAAAAAUUUUGCAAGACGAAUCUUAUCAGUUGUGGACUACGAUGAAGAUGGAAGGCUUUCACUCUCUGAGUUUUCUGAGUUAAUUAAUGCUUUUGGCAAUAAUCUGGCUGCUAGCAAGAAAGAGGAGCUCUUCAAAGCCGCUGAUAAAAAUGGGGAUGGUGUUGUGAGCCUGGAUGAGCUGGCUGAACUUCUUGCUCUUCAACAAGAAACAGAGCCGAUAAUGAACUGUUGCCCUGUCUGUGGCGAGGUAGUUGAAGGCGGUGAUCAGCUGAACUCUCUGAUUCAUUUGUCUUUGUGUUUUGACGAAGGAACUGGUAACCAGGUCAUGACAGGAGGCUUCUUGACUGAUAAACAGGCCUCGUAUGGGUGGAUGUUCAAAUUAAGCGAGUGGGCCCAUUUUUCAUCAUAUAGUUUUGGUUUGAACUCUGGGUCAAGUGCGUCACAUAUAUUGGUCUUUGAUCGAAAGACAAAGAGGUUGGUAGAAGAAUUAAUCGAUACAAAGAUUGUUCUGUCAAUGAGAACCAUUUACCAGUCAAAAAUAGGACUUGGCCUUAUGGAUAAAGGUGCAAAGGAAAUCUUGCAAAGCAUCUCGGAGAGGCAAGGAAGACAGAUGAAUACAGUUGAAUCUGCUAAAGAAAUUCCUAAAUUUGUAGAAUUUUUCAAGGACCAAAUCAAUAUGGCUGAAGUCAAGUAUCCUUUGGAGCACUUUAAGACAUUUAAUGAAUUUUUCGUGAGAGAGCUAAAACCUGGAGCAAGAACAAUAGCUUCCAUUGAGCGUCAUGAUGUUGCAGUAUGUGCUGCUGAUUGUCGGUUGAUGUCUUUUAAGUCAGUAGAAGAUAGUCUGCGGUUUUGGGUCAAGGGUCGAAAGUUUUCAAUUCAAGGUCUUCUGGGGAAAGAAGUCUGUUCAAAUGCUUUUAUUGAUGGAAGUUUGGUGAUAUUCAGGUUGGCCCCACAGGACUAUCAUAGGUUUCAUCUUCCAGUUUCUGGCACCAUUGGGAAAUUUGUAAAUAUUCCUGGAUGCUUAUACACAGUUAAUCCCAUUGCUGUCAAUAGCAAAUAUUGUAAUGUUUUCACCGAGAAUAAACGAGUGGUGACCAUUAUUUCUACUGCAGAGUUUGGAAAGGUGGCAUUUGUUGCAAUUGGAGCUACUAUGGUUGGUAGCAUUACUUUUGUGAAGAAGGAAGGUGACUUUGUCAAAAAGGGAGAGGAGCUUGGAUAUUUCUCAUUCGGGGGGAGCACAGUGAUUUGUGUUUUUGAAAAGGGUGCAAUAGAUAUAGAUGAUGACCUCUUAGCUAACAGUGGAAGAUCACUAGAGACGCUAGUCUCUGUUGGAAUGACGCUGGGAGUUUCCAAAAAGAAACCUGGGAGCGAAGGGUUGCCAAACUUGGAAAACUGUGUUUUGAGGAAUUGAGUUUCGCUUGCCUGAUCAGUUGCAAACUAUCUUUACUACUUUCAUAACUCACUCCGGCGACAUUGUUAGUAUCGUCUUAUUAGUGUUUGACAUGAUAAUUUUAAAGUUUUAGUAUAUAUUUAUAGUAAAUAGGAAUUGUUAAUAAAUUACUGGUUUAAUGGUAAUUAACUUGUUUAGGGCUCUGGUACACUUUAA